UCAAAUUCCCCUGUUACUUCACAACAGUCGGAAGGCCUGUGUACCAAUCACAGGGCUCCUUACUGGAAAAACCAACGGCUGGAGAGUCCUUAGCAACCCCCAGCGGGUUUUGAAAUCCGAGGGGGAAAGACUGUGUGGGCAGCUGUGGGUGUGGAGGAGGGCGCCUAUGCCACAGGAAGAGCAAGCUCUCAGGAUGGACACCCCACCCCCUGAGGAGCUCUUAGAUCAGGAAAGUGGAAAAUUGAGAAACCAGGAAGACGAGAUGGAGUUUAAGGAACUGGACGGCCUGAGGGAAGCCUUGGCGAAUCUCCGGGGCCUGUCCGAGGAGGAGAAGAGCGAGAAGGCGAUGCUUUGCUCCCGCAUUCACGAGCAGUCCCAGCUUAUCUGCAUCCUGAAGCGGAGGUCGGAUAAGGCCCUGGAGCGCUGUCAGAUCCUGGAGCUGCUCAACAAGGAGCUGGAGGAGGAGAGGGAGCAGGAGGCGGAGAAGCUGCAGGCCCAGCGCCAGCAUGCCCGGAAGCUGGAGGAGCGCUUUAUGACCCUGGCGGCCAACCACGAGAUGAUGAUCCGCUUCAAGGAUGAGCACAAGAAUCAGAACGUGAAGCUCAAAGAGGAGAACGAGAAACUGAGGCUGGAGAACAGCAGCCUCUUCAGCCAGGCUCUGAGGGACAAGGAGGCCAAAGUGUUGCAGCUCACGGCCCAGAGCACGGAUCUCACCAAGCAGGUGGAGUCUCUGAAACAGAGGUGUGUUCAGGAUGCCCGCCAGGCACAGGCCCGGGAGAAGGAGCUGCUGGAGCUACAGAGCCAGCAGGCGCGCGCCCAUGCCAAGGAGACAGAGCAGCUGCGCAGUGAGCUGCGAAGCCUCAAGCAGCAGCACCAGCAGGCCUUGGAGCAGAUGGCCAAGGCCGAGGAGAAGCACAGCAUCCUGAGCCAGGAGCUGCAGGCCAGGCUGCAGACCACCGCUAGCGAGAAGGAGGAGCUGCUGCAGCUGUCCAUGGAGAGAGGCAAAGUGCUUCAGAACAAGCAGGUGGAGAUUCGCCUGCUUGAGGAGAGGUUGGAGACUGCCGAUGUGGCCAGGAGGCAUGCGCUGGAGCGGUUUGAGCAGGAGGCAGUGGCGGUGAACAGCAAUUUGAGAGUCCGGGAACUUCAGCGCCGAGUGGAAGGGAUCCAGAAGGCCUAUGAAGAACUCAGGCUGCAGUCAGAAGCCUUCAAAAAGCACAGCCUGGAUCUUUUAAGCAAGGAGAGAGAACUCAAUGCCAAACUCCGUCAUCUCUCUCCAUAAGGAAGCUUCUGCUUUCUCUAGCCUCCGUUUGAGAAUUCAGAUAUGUGUGCCUUAGUCUUAUGAAAAGAGUAAAGAUGAUAUGCCAUUUAUUAUACUUUUAAGCACAAAAGGCAACUCAAAGAAAAGCUUCUUUCUAUGAUGUUGUUGUUGCUAUUGUAAAGCUAAUUUUCUGUUCUACUAUCUAGAAUAUACAAGCUUUCCAUCUGUUUCUUUGAAAUCUUAAAUUUCUUAUCAGCCUCUCAUCCACUCUAUUACUUAUUCAUUCUCAACCUCAGAGAUCUUGGUACAGCCUAAGAUUUUAAUUAGCAUUGUCUAUGAUUAUACGGAGUCUAAAAUGUGCAACGAGAUAGGACAUGGUGGAAAAGUUAGCACAAUUAAUCUUCUUAGAUGAGUGAGGCAAUAGUCUUCCACAGUUAAGAUUGUAAGCAAGCAGAUAACAGCAUAAUAAUAGAAUGGAUGCUUCACAGGGAAAAAAAAGAGUAAUUUUAUUUUGCAUUAUCUUGAAGAACAAAAUUAAGAUCAUUAAGUUUUUUACUAAAGUAGGCCGACUUUGAAAUAGUCAUUCUGUAUGAAUAGUAAAAUUCAAGCAAAUCAACCAAUGUUUAUUUUUUCUGCAGGCUUAGAUCACAUUCCAUUUCCCUGGUUUUCUCAAUAAAGACAAGAUUUAGAUGCACAGUAAUGCAAAUGUCAGUAGUUUCAUUUAAUACUGAACAAUAUAAUGCUAGACCAAAGGUUCCAAUGUGGAGUAACAAGUCGUAGCAAACUGGGUGCAGUUCUUAUAAUAAUUCAUAUUGAUUGGUUUUAUUACCAUAUUUUCAUGUAAAACUUUUUGCUUAAAAAGUCUAAGUUGAACAUGUCUGAAGGUACUUCACAAAGGUCACAGAAAAUGGAAUUUACGCUUGAUCUUAGCCAAAAGGUUGAGAAGUGAUAAAAAAAUGGAAUUUCAAAACGUAUUUAUUUUGAUGCAAAAAUUUUUUGAAAUACAG
Molecule: messenger RNA, 2265 nt
Organism: Lepus europaeus (European hare)
Lineage: Eukaryota; Metazoa; Chordata; Mammalia; Lagomorpha; Leporidae
Gene: CCDC89
Product: coiled-coil domain containing 89
Exons: 1
Coding region: 167-1279 (370 amino acids)
Source: RefSeq, a predicted model, not a curated record